Closterium sp. Yama58-4 is the source of this 1827-nucleotide messenger RNA. Lineage: Eukaryota; Viridiplantae; Streptophyta; Zygnematophyceae; Desmidiales; Closteriaceae. The record is from the annotation of a GenBank genome assembly.
AUGCAGAAACGGAGCAGGCGGAAGCAGAGCAAGAAGCGGCAGCAGCUGGCGGAGGCGGCAGAGGCGAAGGCCGCUCAGGAGAAGGUGGCACAAGACAAGGCGGCGGCAUUGGAGAGGGCGGCACAGGAGAGGGCGGCACAGGAGAAGGCGGCACAGGAGAAGGCGGCACAGGAGACGGUGGCACAGGAGACGGCGGCACAAGAGAACGCGGCACGGGAGAAUGCGGCACGGGAGAAUGUGGCACGUGAAAAUGCGGCACAAGAGAAUGCCGCACGGGAGAAUGCGGCACGUGAAAAUGCUGCACGGGAGAAUGCGGCACGGGAGAAUGCGGCACAGGAGAAUGCGGCACGGGAGGAUGCGGCAAGGGAGAAUGCGGCAAGAGAGAAUGCGGCAAGGGAGAAUGCGGCAAGAGAGAAUGCGGCAGGAGAGAAUGCGGCAAGGGAGGACGCGGCAGAGGCGACGUCGGCGACGCCGGCACAAGCGGAGGCGGAACAGGCGGUGGCGGCAGAUGCGGCGGGGGCGGCAGCACAGGUGGCGGGGCAAGAGAUGGCGAAGGCGGCGCAGGAGAAGGCACAGGAGAAGGCGGCAGAGGCUGCACCGGGAGGAGAGGUGGCGCCAGGAGAGGCGGCGGCGGCACAGGAGACGGCGGCACAGGAGGCAGCGGCACAGGAGGCGGCGGCACAGGAGGCGGUGGCACAGGAGGCGGAGGCACAGGAGAAGGCAGCACAGGAGAAGGCGGCACAGGAGAAGGCGGCACAGGAGACGGCGGCACAGGAAACGGCGGCACAAGAGGCGGCGGCACAGGAGGCAGCAGCACAGGAGGCGGAGGCACAAGAGAAGGCGGCACAGGAGAAGGCGGCACAGGAGACGGCGGCACAGGAAACUGCGGCACAAGAGGCGGCGGCACAGGAGGCGGCGGCACAGGAGAAUGCGGCUCAGGAGGCGGCAGCACAGGAGAAGGCGGCAUGGGAGAAGGCGGCACGGGAGAAGGCAGCACGGGAGAAUGUGGCAUGGGAGAAGGCGGCACGGGAGAAUGCAGCACGGGAGAAGGCGGCAAGGGAGAAGGCGGCACGGGAGAAGGCGGCACGGGAGAAUGCGGCACGGGAGAAGGCAGCACGGGAGAAUGCGGCACGGGAGAAGGCGGCAUGGGAGAAUGCAGCACGGGAGAAGGCGGCAUGCGAGAAUGCGGCACGGGAGAAGGCGGCACGGGAGAAUGCGGCACGCACAGGAGGCGACGGCACAGGAGGCGACGGCACAGGAGGCGGCGGCAAAGGAGGCGGCGGCACAGGAGACGGCGGCACAAGGGACGGCGGCACAGGAGACGGCGGCACAGGAGACGGCGGCACAGGAGACGGCGGCACAGGAGAUGGCGGCACAGGAGACGGCGGCACAGGAGACGGCGGCACAGGAGACGGCGGCACAGGAGACGGCGGCACAGGACACGGCGGCACAGGAGACGGCGGCACAGGAGACGGCGGCACAGGACACGGCGGCACAGGAGACGGCGGCACAGGAGACGGCGGCACAGGAGGCGGCGGCACAGGAGAUGGCGGCACAAGAGACGGCGGCACAGGAGACGGCGGCACAGGUGACGGCGGCACAGGAAACGGCGGCACAAGAGACGGCGGCACAGGAGACGGCGGCACAGGAGACGGCGGUACAGGAGACGGCGAUACAGGCGAAGACUGGACUGGAGAAGUUGGCACUGGCGAGAGCGGGAUGGGAGAAGAGGAAACAGGAGGCGCAGGCGUCACGGGCGCAAGCGGGAUUGGCGAGGGAGGCACGGGCGAAAGCAGCACAUCUGAAGAUGGCACAGAAUUAUCAUAA